GUGGCUUAGUGUGGUUGAUUGUGUGAGAAAUUUUGUUUACAAUUUCAAUUUUAGAUUCAGUUAUUUAAACUAAAUAUUUUGGAUUAUUUGGUAAUUUCUUUUUAAAGUGUUUUAAGAUUCAACUAUUUGCAACCAAUGGGGAAUGUUUACUUUUUAGGCACUUCGGAAAAUUUAAGUGAUUUUAUUACUGAGAUGACAACUGCGUACACACUUCCUGCGGAAGAAACCAUAAGAACUUUUGACUACGAUGAAGACUUACCAAGCCUGCCUGUACCCGAACUUGAAGAAACAAUAAAAAGGUAUCUUGCUUCUGUUCGGCCAUUUGCUAAAAAUGAAGAGGAAUACAAAAAGACUGAGAAAAUUGCUAUUGAAUUUCUGAAUGGAGAAGGAAAAGCUUUGCAGGAGAAAUUACUUCAACAUGCAUCAAGAUACAAAAACUGGAUAGAGAAAUGGUGGGAGGAUUACGCUUAUCUAACGUUGAGAGAACCUCUAAUUCCCCACUACAGUAUGGCAGGGCCUCACCCUAGGAUACCUGGGUUUCACUAUGGCCCUGGGCAACAACUCAAAAUGGCAUCAGUGUACUGUCACCAGCUGGUAUUGUUGUGGCUGUUGCUGCGUAAAGAACGACUGAGACCAGCGAUGACUGCAGAUAAGAAACCCCUCAGUAUGAGCCAGUACAGAAGACUGUUCAAUUGUUCAGUUGUUCCUGGAAUGAUGAAAGACUUCAUCAUAGCACAGUUCAAGACAGAGAAGGAAGGAGAGUGCCCUUCCCAUGUGGUGGUGGUGUGCAGAGGUCACAUGUUUGUGUUCAACAGUUUGACCCCAGAAGGUCAUCCUCUCUCACCAGCUGACUGGGAGAAUCAGCUGACUGAAGUACGACAAACAGCUGAUUUGCUUCCUCCCUCUGAUCUACCCUGCUUGUCCUGUGAUAACCGUACAUCAUGGGCUGAAAACAGGGAAUAUCUGAUGAAGCUAAGUCCAGUUAACAUCAGCAACUUUUCGACACUGGAUUCAGCCAUGUUCGUCAUAUGUCUGGACGAUUCAACUCCUAUGUUGGCAUCGGACGUCGCUCAGUUAUUACUCUGUGGAGACUACUCUUGUCGCUGGGCUGACGCAGCCCUCAACAUCAUGUUCUUCAGCAAUGGACUGUCUGGAGGACUAUGUGCGCAUUCUCCGUUUGAUGGCAUUGUGAGCGGAUCAGCAAUGCAUUUCACCUACUCAGCGUUGAAGGAAUCUGCUGGGCGAAAUGUAAACAUGACAAGUCAACAACUACCAAAGCCUCAACAACUUGAGUUUGUUGUUGAUUCACAUAUAAGGUCUGAGAUUGACAGAGCAAUGGACGAUCAACAAAAAGAGAAAGAUAAGUUCCUAAUUUCCCAAGAAGAGUUUGUAACAUUCGGGAAGAAAAGGAUCCAGAACUCACGAAUCCAUCCAGACUCGUUUAUUCAAAUGGCUCUUCAGCUUGCCUACUUCAGACUGCAUUCCAGGUACGCUCCUUGCUAUGAGACUGCCACAACACGGACAUUCUACAACGGACGAACUGAGACAGUCAGGGCGUGCUCAGAAGAAUGUGUUUCCUGGGUGAAAUCCAUGACGGACCCACAAUGCAACGACACAACAAGAGCUAAACUCUUACUAAAGGCGAUUCAGAAACAUAACCAGUUGAUGGUUGAGGCUCGCAGAGGCGAAGGGUGCGAUCGUCACCUGAUGGGACUGUACUGUGUUGCUGUGGAGAACAACCUGACUGUACCACAACUGUUUCAGGACCAGCUGUUCAAGAAAAGUGGAGGUGGAGGGAAUUUCACCUUGUCGACAAGUUUACUAGGGUAUUCUCCUAUUGGAGGUGGAGUAGCCCCAAUGUGUUUUGAUGGUUAUGGGGUUUUCUACAGCAUAUUGCCGGAAAGGAUAAUAUUCACAAUAUCAGUCCGUAAAGAUUGCCAAGAGACUAGUUCACCUAGGCUGUUCCGAGAAAUAUCUCAAGCUCUCAACAACAUGAUAGAACUCUUGGAAAGGCAGACAGUUUCCAAGUUAUGAAACAGAGCGAAACCCCAGACACAUCACAUAAAUUGGACACUGUAUGAGACCAUGGUGGAACGAAAAUAUAUAGGUGUGCUAUUUCCGUCAUAUGCUGACGUCAUUCAGAUUGCAAACAUCAUUGUACCAUUUAGAAAAAUAAUAAAAACAAUAGCAAUCAAAUCAAAACAAAUAUAACUUGGCAAUACAAUCAGCUGAUUUUUGGUUUGCAAUCUGAGUGACGUCAGCAUAUGACGGGAAUAACACCUAUUGUAUAUUCAUUCUAUUUGUCUAUGAUUAGACAUCGCAUCUAUAUGGACAAGCUGAAGCUAGUUGUUUUACUUGAAGUCCUAUAGUUUGAAGGGAUAUUCCAGCUUUGUAUUAGGAAUAAACAAUUUAUGUACUUUCAAGGAUUAUAAAUUGUUGUUCACAGCUAAGUUACUCUUGGUAAUUUAAUUUUGAUGAUCUCUCUAUAAAAUUACCAUAUUAGGUAACUAAGGCCAGUUUAUAUUAAACAUAGAUGUUAUGCAUACAAUAAAAGUGAAGGUUUCAAAAAUGUAAAGUGUAUUUGCAAAGCUUAUAAUGUUAGAUAUUUUAAAAGAUGAAAUUAUUGAAAUAGUAUUAUUAUUUCAUAUUUGAGACUGAACUUUAAACAGAAGUACUAUUGAAAG
Molecule: messenger RNA, 2684 nt
Organism: Macrosteles quadrilineatus (aster leafhopper)
Lineage: Eukaryota; Metazoa; Arthropoda; Insecta; Hemiptera; Cicadellidae
Product: peroxisomal carnitine O-octanoyltransferase-like
Exons: 13
Coding region: 136-2034 (632 amino acids)
Cellular component (GO): peroxisome
Molecular function (GO): carnitine O-octanoyltransferase activity
Source: RefSeq, a predicted model, not a curated record